Homalodisca vitripennis (glassy-winged sharpshooter) is the source of this 2511-nucleotide messenger RNA. Its product is annotated as keratin-associated protein 19-1-like. The record is from RefSeq and is a predicted model, not a curated record. The transcript is spliced from 2 exons. Bases 2091 to 2429 code for a protein of 112 amino acids. NCBI's taxonomy places the organism in Eukaryota, Metazoa, Arthropoda, Insecta, Hemiptera, Cicadellidae.
UUAUUAAAACAAUUCUUGUUUAAAAUUUCAUUUUAAAAACUGUAUUUUUAGGUACCGUAAUGAUUAGCGAGGAAAGAAGGUCAGAAUUAGUGACCAUAAAAAAUAAACUCAAAAGGAUGAACCGUAUAUUAAAAAAAGGUUUGUCGAAUUAUUUUAUAUUAACACGGUCAUUUUGAACAUUUAAGAAUAUGGCUAUUUCUUUCACCUCGCCUUUCACUUGUAAUAUUUUAUUUACUACGUUCCUUAUUAGAUAUAUUAUAAUUUAUAUUCAGUAAAUAAACACUUUUUUCAAUUAAGUUCUCAACUUUCAUUAAUUAUGUGUUCGUGGUUUAUAAAAAUUUGCUUAUAGAAUGUUCGUUUGCAUUAUAUGUGUAUUCCUAUUUAUUUAAUUAGGCAUUAAAAUCCUAAUUGCCAGUGUCUACACGCAUUUUUUCCAGAAAGAACAUUUAGAUUAUGGUAUCAAAUAAUUAUGAUGUAUCCAAGAAAAAUAAUGUUGAAGUUUUCGAUGUGCUCGUCCUAAAAAAAUAUAAUUCACAAAGUGUGUUAAAAAUCUAAAAUGCAGGCAUAAAUUAAACAGCGUAAUUAUAUCCAUAAAAAGGCCACGAAACACAUAAUAUGAUAUGUAAAAUUUGCUUUUAAGAGCAAUACCUAACAAAGAUUAGACUAAUUGAAAUUGAAAUGCUUGUCUUCCAUAUGGACAUGGACAUAUUCAGACUACGAAUUGGAUGUUUCAACAAUUGUUCAAGUAAAUUUGAACAACUUCUCUUGUAAUUUCUUAAAAUAUAUUGAUUGAUAUACUUGUUACACAUCUUUAUUGGUAAUGCCCCAUUGCUCAUACUUCAUGGGCUUAUCCAUUGGUCAAUCGAUACUGAAGCUUGAAGCUUCCGAAAGAAGCACCAUCGGAAAUCUUUCUACAAACUGUCUGGAAUAAUCUUUAAAAUAUAGCCUAUUUAUUACAUCUGUAAUCUAAGUUUACAUAUUUAAAUCUGCUUUUGAAGCACUUGAUGUAUAAAAUCUCAAAGCUUCCAAUGGCAUCCAAACUGAUUCCAAGAGUGAUCCCACCAGAAACUUUUAAUACGAUAUAGCCAUUUUCGAGACUGAUUAGUAGCAGGGAGAAAAUCAUUAUUUUAGUUCCUUAUAUAAUGUAUUGUAUAUUUUAUUUUAUGUACAGAAUGUUUUGGAAUUUUUUAACCUAAAUUAAAAAACGUAACCCGUGUUUUAGUACCGUUUAGAAAAAGUGGAAUUUAGUUAAACUCGCUUUCAUUGCUAUUCGACUACUCAUAAAAAAUAAAUCCUGAACAAAUGCUAAUUUGAGAUUUCAUUGUUUUAACACAAUUUUUUCUUAUGUGAACAAUCUGAACUGCACCAUAACCCCCCUGUAUUAUGUACUGUAUACAUUGGAUCUUUGUCCAAGAACCACAGGUAUCUCAUAAGAGACUCUUUGAGUAAACCCCUCGAGGCCCUUAAUUCUUAGCUGUAAAAGCUGUAAGAUCAGUCUUUAUGAAUCUGUAUAUUAACACCAUACUUGAAUAAUAAACAGAACUGUAUGGGUUACAUACAGAUAAAUACAUUUAAAAAAAAACAAAUCAAUUCGAGUACAACUGUUGUCAUUUUAAUUACAACAUCUUUUAAGCACAAAUAUCAAUUUAAACCCAUGACUACCUAUAUAAUAUUUUAUGCAAUCUAUAAACAUAACAUAAGCUUGCAAUCAUACGCUAAAACAUACUGAAAACUUUAGCAAUAGUGUUCAAAAAAUAAAUAAAGAAACAUAACACUUUUCACUGUAAAUAACACGGCCAACAGCCGCGCCAACAGACAAAUUCCAUUACUGAUGGAGCUGUUAGAAAAGGAAAAACUAUUCACAUGCCAAUACAUCCAAAAAAUUCACAUAGGCAUAAAAUAUAUUAUGCACAGCUGUCCAAAAAAUAUAUACUCAUAUGAUAAUAAAUGAGAAAUAAAGAAAAAUCUUCUCUAUUGUAAAAUAAAAUUCUGAUGUUUAAUAUUACAGUUUUGAGAUAAAGUAUUUGCUUCUAAAUUUACAUUGUGGGGAUAUAAACGAUGAGUAUUAUAACGAAACAAAUUGUGACUCAAUGACCAUCUCAAUGGGACAAAACAAGGCUGCGGCGUUCCUAAAGACAGGACUGUUGGUGGUUCUGGUGUGCUUUACUGGGGAAAUCAAUUCUUACUACCUCUUCCCAGGAGCAUACCCCUUCACAGACUGUUAUGGCAACAUAGGGUGUAGUUAUUCUAAUGGUUAUCCUUACGGGGGCUACGGGAUUGGCGAAGGCUUCCCGUACUACCCAUUAGGUUACGGAGGAUACGGUAACCACAGGAGCUACUCCUUCAAUACUGCGGUACCUAGCGGAGUCUUCGGCCGAGAUGGCUGUGGAUGUGAUGGAUACGGCAAAUACGGCUGCAACUGUGGAUAAAUUUGCCGUGUUUUUUAUGACUUGUUAUAAAUUUUUGUUACUGGAACAUUAGUUAAGUUUUAAUUAUAACUAUUAUUUUUAA